Lottia gigantea (owl limpet) is the source of this 2486-nucleotide messenger RNA. RefSeq lists its product as hypothetical. Gene Ontology annotation, cellular component: trans-Golgi network. The record is from RefSeq and is a predicted model, not a curated record. Gene Ontology annotation, biological process: retrograde transport, endosome to Golgi. NCBI's taxonomy places the organism in Eukaryota, Metazoa, Mollusca, Gastropoda, Lottiidae. The transcript is spliced from 17 exons. Bases 1 to 1989 code for a protein of 662 amino acids.
AUGGAUUUUAAGGCUCAAAAUUCAACUAUUACUGCAUCAAGGAAUAUAUGUAAAGGAAGGCCAGUUCCAGAACACCUACGGGCUGAAAUCUGGCAGAUAUGUUUAAAUGUGGAAGGCAAAGCUGAUUCAAUUUCAUCCUUUGAUGGAUUUUUUGACAUGGCAGAACAAAGUUUAUUGAGAUCAGAUUGUACAGCCUUAGUAGAUAAAUUGGGUAAUGAUGAAGAAGAUAAAGUAUCAGUUGUUAGUGAUUUAGAAUCUAUCAUCACGUUUUAUUGUAAAUCACGUAAUGUUAAAUACUCUACCAAUAAUGGAUGGUUAGAUAUCUUACAACCUCUACUCUCUCUUAAAUUAUCUAAAGCCGAACUCUACAACUGUUUUUAUGCAAUAGUUGCUAAAUAUAUUCCUCAAGAUUGUGUGAAGAAUGGUAAACCAUUUCAUUUAUUCCGUUUGUUGUUACAAUAUCAUGAUCCUGAAAUAGCUUCAUAUUUAGAUACAAAACGUAUCACACCUGAUUCUUAUAUUAAAAACUGGUUCACAAGUUUAUUUGCUUCAGCCUGUGAUUUGAAAGUGAUAACUAAGAUGUGGGAUGUUUAUUUUCAACAUUCCGAUCCUUUCCUGAUAUUUUUCAUGUCUUUGGUAAUAUUAGUUAAUGCCAGAGAUAUUAUACUACUAUCAGAUGAAAGCAAGCCAAAUUUAAUAGAAACCAUGUCAAUGUUUCCUAGUGGGUUAGAAGCAGAUGAUAUUGAAGAUUUCUGUGCUCUGGCUCAAUAUUAUUAUAAUAAAACACCACAAUCUUUUAAAUGGGAUUAUCAGAGUAUAUUAUUUGGUAAUAAGUUAAUACAAGGUAAAUCUAGUUUAGUAGACCAGGCAUCACAAGCCCUAUGUUUACCUGUUAGUAUCAGUGAAUUGUUAGAAGCUAACCAACAAGCUGUGACAGAAGAAAGUGUACGAUAUUUUGUGGUAGAUUGUAGACCAGCAGAACAAUAUAAUAAUGGUCAUCUUUCAACUGCUUUUCACCUUGAUGCCAAUUUGAUGCUACAGAAUCCAGUAGAAUUUAAUACAGCAGUACAUGCAUUGUUUGCUGCACAACAAAUGGCAAUAGCUGCAGGUUCAGUAGCUGGAGGAGAACAUCUAUGUUUUAUGGGAAGUGGUAGGGAAGAAGAAGAUCAGUAUGUAUUUAUGGUUAUAGCUCAUUUCUUACAGAAAGGUCAUCAAUACAUCUGUUCUUGUCAAGGAGGAUUUGCAGCAUUACAUGAAAAGUUAAAAGACAACCUAUCAAAUGAGAUAGCUGACCAUAAUGCUAAAAGAUGUAUUGUAUGUAAUCCUGAUUCUACUAGCAGUACAUCAGAGUUAGAUAACACUGAUGAUUUUAAAGAUUCUGGUAAAGAUUCAUCAUUAUUUGGUAAAUUAUCUAAUGUUAUGAAGAGUAAGUCUGCUGAAUAUAAAGAAAAAUUAACGAAUUAUAUUAAAAAUGACCAAAUAAGUGGGGAAAGACAUGUUAGUAAUACAGAUAAAGUUGGUAAAAGAUACAGAAAUAUGGCCUCGGUUUUUACUAUAGGUGAUGAUGAAGAAGGUGAAGAAGGUAGUUAUGGAGGAUCAUCUGACGAUGAACCUAGAGAAGUGGUUAGUUUAGAAACCUGGUUACAUAAACCAGAUCUAAUCUACCAUUGUAAAUGUAAGGAAAUCAAAGCCAAUGGUUACAUGUAUCCAAGUUACAUGUUAAUUGUUAAUUCCCACCUGUAUCUUUUACGUGAAAUUCCUAAAGAGAAGAAUAUGGUGUAUAUUCAAUCACGACGAGCUCUAGGCAGCAUUGUCAAAAUCACAUCUAAAAAGAGACACCCAGAAUUAAUUACCUUUAAAUAUGGUACCAGUGAGGACGAUGGAUUGAAAAUUACCGACAUGGACAGAUUCCUCAUUCCUACUGCUGGUGAUGCCAUGAGGAUCGUCAAAUCCCAAAUUAUGAAAGUGCUUGAUGCUUUAGACAGUUAACCAUAUUCCUCAGCCUGUGUUGUUGAGAAUUGUGAUUUUUUAUGAUCAAAUAAGACACUGGAAUAGUGAAUUUGUGGGACCAUUUUUAAAUGCCAAAUUGAAGUGGGUUGUUUAUCUUGUAAUGUGUAGCGCUGCAACUGUAGUACUUGAUAAUCAAGACUAAUGAUGAUCAUUUUCAAUCAAUGUUAUCCAGUUAAUGAAUUUAAAAUCCAUGGUCUGUUAAACUCUGUGAUUGAUUGUAAUUCUUUUAGAAAGUGAACAGCGUAUAACAUUAUUUUGGUAUUUCGAAAACAAAACGUGGACCAAAGGUGAAGACUAAUUUUUUCUAUGGUGGCGCUCGAUUGGAGAGUUCUGACCAGGUUCUGUCUGUUCUAAUCCUGCCCCGCAAUCAAACGGUAUGAAAGCGGAAAUGUCAUAUUUCAAAUUUUUCCAUCUAUUUCCAGCUCCACCAUUUUGAAUUCUGUCUGGCAUAUGUGAAAUGCCUUCUGAACUCUGUU